AUGGGGAUCAAGGUUCAACGUUCUCGGUGCUUCCUUGACAUCGGAAUAGGAAAUACACAGGUCGGCCGAAUUGUUGUGGAAUUGUUUACAGACGUCUGUCCCAAAACAUGUGAAAACUUCCGAUGCCUGUGCACAGGUGAGAAAGGGCUCGGUAAAGGCACCCAAAAACCUCUUCAUUACAAAGGCUGUCUGUUCCAUCGCAUUGUGAAAGACUUCAUGAUUCAAGGAGGGGACUUCAGCGAAGGCAAUGGAAGAGGAGGCGAAUCCAUCUAUGGAGGCUUUUUUGAAGAUGAAAGCUUUGCUGUGAAACAUAACAAGGAGUUCUUGCUGUCUAUGGCCAAUAGAGGGAAGGAUACAAAUGGAUCACAGUUUUUCAUAACAACAAAACCAACUCCUCACUUGGAUGGGGUCCAUGUGGUUUUUGGUCAUGUGAUUUCUGGUCAAGAGGUCGUACAAACUAUGGAGAGUGAAAAAACAGAUCCUAACAGCAGACCCUAUGCUGAAAUUAAAGUCUUGAACUGUGGGGAACUCGUACCCAAAUCAAAAGCAAAAAAACGUGAAAAGAAGAAAGAGCGUGCAUCGUCAAGUUCCAGCAGUAGUUCCAGUGACUCGGACAGCUCUUCGGAAUCCUCCUCCGACUCUGAAGAAUCCGAUAAAGAGGCAAAGAAGCAGAAAAAAAGAGCUAAAAAGCAAAAGAAGAAACAGAAAGACAAAAAGACGGCCGAGCCUGAAAUUGUCGAGGAGAAAGAACAGGAAGAGGUGGUCACAUCCACGGUGCGUCCUGAAGAAAUACCUCCCAUCCCUGAAAAUCGCUUCCUGAUGAGACUCUCACCGGUAGAAAAAAAACAAGAGGAGCCUGAGAAGGAGAAAGAAACAAAAGACGAACGGCCUCGAGACAGAUCUGCCGCAAAGCACAAUUCUCAGUCGGCAACGUAUAACAGAAGAUUGGUGAUGACUCGUUCCGGCAGGAAGAUAAAAGGCAGAGGCCCCAGGAGAUACAGAACGCCUUCACGUUCUCGAUCAAGAUCCAGAGAUCGCUAUCGCCGUAGCGAAACUCCACCCCAUUGGCGUCUGGAGUUACAGCGUCAGAGGAUGAGGGCGGUCACAGGGGAGCGUUGGAUUAAGGGAGACAAAGGUGACAUGAGUGAGGACAAAGACGAGGCUGCCAACGUUCAGAGGGGCGACCGACAGACCUCCGGUUCAAAACACGAGCAAGCGGAUGAGGGUAAAAAAGACAGGAAGGCUCGAUCUCAGAGGUCCAAAAGUAAAGACGACACAGGGGAGAAGCAAAGUAAGCAGAAGGAAAAGAAAAGGGCCAAAUCUAAAAGUCGUAGUAAAAGUAGAGAAAAGAGUAGAAGGUCCAAAAGCAGAGAUAAAAGAAGACGGUCCAAAAGUAAAGAGAAGAGUCACAAGCAUAAAAGCAGUGAGAAGAAAGAUCGCUCCAGGAGCAAAGACCAAAAUAUGAACAAGAAAGAAAAAGAGAAGAAAGCUGACCACGGCAAAGAGAAAAACAAAGAGCGAGAGUCUAACAACAAGAAGAAUGAGGAUGCCAAAACAAGCAAUGGCGAGAGAACACAGACAAGGUCACAAAGCAAAGAUAGAAGUUCCAGGGAACGACACAGAUCAAACAGUAGAAACUGUGAGAAGAGCGGACGCGGGGCCUCAAAGGACAAAGAGGGAAAACGGGACAAAGACCGAGAGAGAGGCAGGGAACGCAGCAGGAGUGCGCACAGGCGACACGGCGACGAAAAGGACGAAAAAAGGCGGAGGACGCGUAGUCGCGAGCGCAGGAGCAGUCCAGAUAGAAGCAAGGCCAGAGAUUCUUACAGGAGCAGGCGCUCAAGAAGCAAGAGCAGCCGGAGAGGACGCAGCAAAGAUCGCAAGGACGACCAAAGGCGGCGGCGACGCAGCAGCAGUAGUAGUAGCAGCAGUUCUGACAGUGAUAAAGACAGGCGCAAGCGUCGCAAGAGCCCCGAUUCUAAACGGAGAAGGUCCAGGAGCACCUCCAAAGACAAGAAAAGAGUGGACACCACAAAAGGCAAAGGCGACAAGAGAAAUCGCUCAAGCUCCAGUUCUGACAGCGACUAA
Messenger RNA from Nerophis lumbriciformis (worm pipefish), 2088 nucleotides. NCBI's taxonomy places the organism in Eukaryota, Metazoa, Chordata, Actinopteri, Syngnathiformes, Syngnathidae. The record is from RefSeq and is a predicted model, not a curated record.